AUGCCAUUGGAAAUUCAGCCGGCAACCGAAGCCGACAUUCGUCGGGCUGUGGAACUUGAAUUCAAGGCCUACGGCCCAAACCCGUUCAGUGCAAUCUUGUUCCCUGGUCCUAAGCCUGAUGGCGAUACGAUUGGGACCAGGGCUGAGUACCUCACCAUGCAGCGCAAAGGGGAUGCCACUACGCGUUGGUCCAAGGUCAUCGAUACGGACCUGCCGCAGGAUGAGCAAAUGAUCGCAUUCUCGAAAUGGCACGUCUACACUGAGAAACCUCAACUUACGCCACGGGAGUUUGGGCCAGAGUGCAACGUCGAGGCUUGCCAGAAGCUCUUUGGGGGAAUACAACAGCAGAGAUUCAGAAUUCUGGGGGACAGGCCAUAUGUUUGUCGGGGUGCCGGGACACUAUUGAUCAAGCAGGUCUUGGAGGAAGCACAGAGACGAAACUUGAUGGCCUACCUGGAAUCGUCUGAGGCUGGCCACUCUUUAUACACUGGGUGUGGUUUCAAAGACGUCGAGCUGCACGAGGUCGAUAUGAGUAAAUGGGGUGCUACAGAAACUCACAAAACUUGGGCCAUGGACUGGAAACCCGAGCAGAAGUAG
This is a messenger RNA of Neoarthrinium moseri, 597 nucleotides long. RefSeq lists its product as uncharacterized. Lineage: Eukaryota; Fungi; Ascomycota; Sordariomycetes; Amphisphaeriales; Apiosporaceae. The record is from RefSeq and is a predicted model, not a curated record. Bases 1 to 597 code for a protein of 198 amino acids. The transcript is spliced from 2 exons.